UGUUUUUAAUAGUUAAUUUUUUAAUCGUUCUAUUUCAUCCUUAUAGUCGAAAGUAACUGAUGAAUUAAACCUAUAAAUUUAUUUGUUAUCAUUUUACUUAAUUUGAUUCGAAGAUGGCCGGCUUUGUAACAUGCGGACCAAACGAAGCUUUGGUUGUGUCAGGAUGUUGCCACACUAAUCCUUUGAUGGUACCUGGUGGAAGGGUUUUUGUAUGGCCUGUAAUACAAAGAGUUCAAAGAAUAACUCUGAAUACGAUGACUUUAACAAUUGAGAGUCCCAAAGUUUAUACUCAACAAGGGGUGCCAAUAUCUGUUACUGGAAUUGCUCAGGUUAAAAUUCAAGGCCAAAAUGCAGAAAUGUUGAGAGCUGCCUGUGAACAAUUUCUUGGGAAAAAGGAGUCGGAUGUAAUGCAUAUUGCCCGAGAAACUUUGGAGGGACAUCAGAGGGCAAUAAUGGGAACCAUGUCAGUGGAGGAAAUUUAUAAAGACAGAAAGAAGUUUUCAAAGCAAGUAUUUGAAGUGGCUUCUUCUGAUUUAGUAAACAUGGGAAUAACUGUUGUAUCUUACACAAUUAAAGAUAUCAGUGAUGAAGAGGGGUACCUUAAAGCUUUGGGAAUGGCACGAACUGCUGAAGUAAAACGUGAUGCUCGCAUGGGUGAAGCUGAAGCCCGUAGAGAUUCCCAAAUAAAGGAAGCAAUUGCAGAGGAGGAAAGAAUGGCUGCUAGAUAUCUGAAUGAUACUGAAAUUGCCAAAGCUCAAAGAGAUUUUGAAUUAAAAAAAGCUGCAUAUGAUAUGGAAGUAAACACAAAGAAAGCAGAAUCUGAUCUUGCAUAUAACUUGCAAGCUGCCAAAACUAGACAACGUAUCAAGGAAGAACAAAUGCAGGUAAAAGUCAUUGAACGAACUCAAGAUAUACAAGUGCAAGAACAAGAAAUAAUGCGAAAAGAGAGAGAAUUAGAGGCUACCGUUCGUCGACCAGCUGAAGCCGAGAAGUAUAAAUUGGAGAAAUUAGCAGAAGCUAAUAGAAAUAGAGUUAUUAUGGAAGCUGAGGCUGAAGCAGAAGCCAUUCGGUUGAGGGGCGAAGCAGAGGCCUUCGCUGUGGAAGCAAAGGCUAAAGCAGAAGCUGAACAAAUGGCAAAGAAAGCUGAUGCUUUCAAGGAGUACAAAGAUGCAGCCAUGGUGGAUAUGUUCUUGGAAACCUUGCCAAAGGUUGCUGCAGAAAUUUCUGCUCCACUCUCUCAAUGCCGAAAGGUGACGAUGGUUUCAUCUGGGAAAGGUGAUAUAGGAGCAAGUAAAUUGACUGGAGAAGUUUUGGACAUUAUUUCUAAAGUGCCACAAGUAGUGAGCCAACUUACUGGUGUUAACAUCACCCAUAAAGCAGGACAAUUCUAGAAAUUCAUUAAUACAAGUGUUAAACUUAAAACACAAGCAUGAAACUUGCUCAGGCAGCUAUGUGAAAAUACAUAGAAAAAAUUUGUUCUUCAAAGGAGAUCUGGAAAAUUAUUUUUGACAGUUUGACUUGCCUGUGUAUCGUGCAUGCUAUACUUUUUGUAUAUAUUUUAUCAAGAGACAUUAUUGUCUUUUACAUUAUUAAAUAUCUUUUUCACUCUACUAUUUUUCUUGUUGUUGCUGUUUUCAUCAUCUUGACAUUGAUGUAUUUACCAGAUGCUUAACAUGUAAAGUUUUGUACGUAUAUUUUGUGCCUUUCUCGUGUGAUUUAAUUUUUAUAUACUUUUUGCUUUGAAAUACAUUUUCAUCCUCUUCAUUACCAUAUAGUACCAAAUAUUGUCACAUGCUCAUACCUUCACUUUAAUUUCCCAAAUGCUGGAAUUAUAAAAUAACUUAUGUAGUUUUUUCUAUAAUAUGAGGAUUUCUCAAUUGUUAUCAAUGCUCAAAAGUUUCAUUUUGGGAAAAGACAUGCCUUAUUUCAUUAGACUAGUAUAGAUUUUUUUGAAAUAUUAUAAUUUUACCUGUAAUAUAAAUUUUUUGACUCAUUUUCCACUUAUUGUAAAACUCCAUGCCUUAAGUGGCUCGAUCCUCUUUUCAGUAUUUUUUCUCCAAAGUAUUUUGGAAAAUUAAAAAUCCAAUUUUAAAUCUUUUAAGAGAUUGAGCUUUUGAAGUUAUGAAUUGUAGUAAAUUAUGUCAAAUCAUUUUUGGUUGUUACUUUUUUUUAAGGAACAAUUUUCAGCUUUGGGUUUGUAAAGAGCAGUAAUACAUGCAGAAAAUUUUUAUAUCAUAUUGUGAUCCCUAUUAUUCUGUCCCUGUCAUAUAUGAUUUCGAAUGUUAUUCAAAAUGACUGUGCUAAAGUUUGGAAUAGUGUGAAUUGUUUACUUCAUUGUGAUUUAAAAAGGUUUUUUUUUUUUGCAGAGUUUUCAAUUUUCCGACCAGUAUAAUGAAAAUAUACUUCAAAUAAUAAUAAUAAUUAGCUUAUAUUUAGUGUAUAAUUUUUAGUUGCAAUUCGAAACAAGUAAGUGUUGGUUAUAACAAAUGUUAUUUUUGAUUUGCAAAACAUAGUUCCUUUUUAUAUUUUAGUUUUAAGUUUUAAGCGGUAAGUUAGUGUUUUAAUGUAAAGCGCACUAGUUAUCUAGUCAAGUGAAAAAGUUGUUAAUUAAUAUAAUUUUAUUUUGGAAUAUUUUUACUUUCUGUUUAAAUGUAUUUUUAUUUGAUAUUUUAUUUCUUUUGUUUUUGUUCAUUAUUUUUAGAUUUGUUUUUUUUUUUUUUUUUGGUUUUUGCAUUGGAGGGAAAAUAUUUAUUUCAAUAUUUAAUAUGCUUUUAAACUUAAUUACAAUGUUUAAUUAUUUUAAUCUUCAAAUUUUAAAGGUGCCAUACAUUUUUGAAGAAAACACUCGUAUUAUGUGCAUGCAAUGUGUGUGUGUUUUUUUCUGAAAAAUGCUUAAAGUAAUUUUGUUUUUUAUUGAUGUGUCUUUUAUUUUAUAACAUUUGCUAUUUUUUUUAUCAAGAGCUGUCUUCACAAUUUUACAUGCAUUUGCUAAUGUAUGAAGAAAUUAGCUACAUAAAUUAAGAUGCAGCUGUUGUAUGCAAAGCUACAUCUCAGCUAGAUGUAGAUAUAUGCAUUCUUUGACCCUGACAAAUGAUGGAAAAAAUGAGAGAAAAAGUGAGGAUAGCACUAAGCAUAUUAUUUUUGUAUGCUUUUUAAUACGUAUUUUUUGUUAAUACAUAUAAUAUUUGUUGUUUUAUUUCAAUUUUUAUUGUUGCAUUUAGUAACAUUGUUUCUGUAUGUUGUAGUUAUAUUAUUUGAAAUGGAAUCUUUAAAAAGAAAGUUCAGUUCCCAGAACCUGAAGCAGAGAAAAUUGCUAUAUUUCUCUCCUUCCCCAACAACUGAUAUAAGACUCUAUACACUUCAUCUUUCAUGAUUAAAUACUUAACGAUAUGGAAAAUUGCAUAUUAUAUUCACAGAUUUAGCAUCAGUAUAAUGUUUGAAAGAUUGAAUUUAAAAAAUG
Molecule: messenger RNA, 3460 nt
Organism: Uloborus diversus
Lineage: Eukaryota; Metazoa; Arthropoda; Arachnida; Araneae; Uloboridae
Product: flotillin-1-like
Exons: 13
Coding region: 114-1391 (425 amino acids)
Biological process (GO): positive regulation of endocytosis; positive regulation of cell junction assembly; regulation of receptor internalization
Cellular component (GO): plasma membrane
Source: RefSeq, a predicted model, not a curated record